AUGGCGCCGCCCCUCUUUUCAAAAUGGAGAUGGCCUUGCGGAGGAGACGCGCCUCAGAUCGAGAGCGUGGGUCCUGAUCCGUUCGCGGCCGAAAAGCCCAACAACAGCCGUCCGCUCGUCGCACGGUUUGGGUCGAGAGUGCAACAGAGAACCAGAGAGGGAGACAGAGAGAGACAUCCGGGCAUCAUCCUCCACCAGAGAACCGUCGCCUGUCUCCUCCGCUCCACCAUCCCAGUCGCCCUUCGUAUCACGUUCCCUCGUCCAUUCACCUUCAUUGCUGACUGUCGAACUGACCGUCAUCCCGUCUCUCCCUUCAUGAUUAUCGCCACCACCAGCAAAAUGGCUCCCGUCAUCUCCCAGCCCGUUCCCCCUUCCUGGAAGGACCUUGGCAAGGCUGCCAACGACCUCCUGUCCAAGGACUACCCCAUCCACGGCAACUCGCUCGAGGUCAAGACCAAGACGCCCAACGGUGUCACCUUCCGCGUUCUCGGCAUCCGUGACUCCAAGUCGCAGGCCAUCAACGGCGACCUCGAGGCCAAGUGGGAGGACCGCAAGAACGGCGUCACCUUCACCCAGGCCUGGUCCACCGCCAACGUGCUCCGCAACCACAUUGAGCUCGAGAACCACAUCGCCAAGGGCCUUAAGCUCGAGCUCGUCUCGACGCUCGUGCCCGAGAAGCAGACCAAGAACGCGCUCUUCGCCUCGACCUACAAGCAGCCCGGUCUGCACACCCGCCAGCACCUUGACCUCUUCAAGGGCCCCACCUUCACUGCCGACGCCGUCCUCGGCCGCGACGGCUUCCUCGCCGGUGCUGAGGCCAGCUACGACGUCAAGGAGGGCAAGCUGAGCCGCUACAACCUCGGCGCCGGCUUCCACGCCCCCGACUACGCCGUCACCUUCCACGGCCUCGGCAACCUGUCGACCUACUCGGCCAGCUACUACCACCGUGUCAACGCCGACACCGAGGCCGGUGCCCGUGCCACGUACGACUCCAAGAGCCCCAACUCGAACGUCAACCUCGAGGUCGGCACCAAGACCUACCUCGACAACGCCGCCUUCGUCAAGGCCAAGAUCAACAACUCGGGUAUCCUCUGCCUCGGCUACACCCAGGCGCUGCGCCCCGGCGUCAAGGCCUCGUUCGGUCUUGCGCUCGACACCGCCAAGCUCAGCGACGCGCAGGCUUCGGCCAACGCCCACAAGCUGGGUGCCUCGGUCACCUUCGAGGCCUAA
Molecule: messenger RNA, 1230 nt
Organism: Moesziomyces antarcticus
Lineage: Eukaryota; Fungi; Basidiomycota; Ustilaginomycetes; Ustilaginales; Ustilaginaceae
Product: voltage-dependent ion-selective channel
Exons: 4
Coding region: 1-1230 (409 amino acids)
Biological process (GO): monoatomic anion transmembrane transport
Cellular component (GO): mitochondrial outer membrane
Molecular function (GO): voltage-gated monoatomic anion channel activity
Source: RefSeq, a predicted model, not a curated record